AAAAAGGCAAGAAGGCUGCCGCGUGCAGGUUAACUGAUUAUCUCACUGACUCCCAGCGCUGCUGUAUAUAGAGUCCUUUUUACAUAGCAGCAGUCCUUGUGAAUCAACAGAGCUGGGUGUCUGUCUGCCCUGAUGUUUACGUCUUGAUAUUGUUAUGAUGAUGGGCUGUAGGAGUACUGCUAUUGCUGCUAGUGGGAGAUAACAGUCUACGCAAUACGAGAUUUGUUGUGUGUAUUUUGAGCGGCGCUAGCAGAGGUACUGGUAUUGAUAGUGUUACAAGUCCAUUGCUAAAUAACUGCAACAACAGUUUCGACGGCGACAUUGCUAGCCUCAUCGUUAUCAAAGCCCGUUUGUCAUCUCACCAGGAUUAGGAAUAAUAAUAAUAAUUAUCAUCAUCUUUUUAAUACAAUUGGAUAUUUCCCUCGCAAAAAUUACAAUGCUAUAUGAGAAAAUCAGAGUCAUCUAAAAAAGUGGACCGUAUGCAGGAUAUAGUCCUAUUGUAUAUAAAGUAUUAUACAGUUAUUCUUUUUGUCGACCUGGCAGCGGUAAUCCCAGCUGCCUGCCGGAAGGCAGUGUACUGAUCAUCGCUGCGAAUAUAAAAAACGUUUUUGAAGAGGAAAUAACACCCACUGUGCAGUGUAACCGAUUCGGAAGUGCGGUGUUUUCCAAAAGUGAGUAAGCUGACUGUUGACGGUGAAUUUUGUUCGCAUUUUGUUCUUAUUUCUGCUGGGCCGCGCUGUGUUUGGUGGCGAAGUGGUGCGCAACAACAAGUUCGUGCUGCCCGCUGGGCUUCGGGGGUGGUAAUGGUGGAGACGCUGCUCGUUCCGGGGGGCACAAUUUGCCAUUGCCAACGCCACCACUUUCGUCGUCGUCAUUAUCAGCAGCUGAAGCAACGACAACAGAAACAACAGCCGUCAAUUUCUGACAGGAGUAUGCCUGUUCCUGUCCAGGCCGUUCGUAUAUGCCAUCGUCCAUUGCUGAUGCUGGUUAGCGCCGUUGCUGAGGUGUCUUCUGGGGCAAGAUGAAAGAGAUGUUGGGCGGCUGUUGUGUGUGCUCCGACGAGCGGGGAUGGGCCGAAAACCCGCUCGUCUAUUGUGAUGGUGCUGGAUGCAACGUAGCUGUACACCAAGCGUGUUACGGUAUCGUGCAAGUGCCAACGGGCCCGUGGUUUUGCCGAAAAUGCGAGUCACAGGAGCGGACAGCUCGUGUUCGCUGCGAGCUGUGUCCCUCCCGGGAAGGCGCCCUCAAACGAACGGAUUCUUCGGGAGGCGGUUGGGCACAUGUGGUUUGUGCCCUCUACAUCCCCGAGGUCCGUUUCGGCAAUGUCACCACGAUGGAACCCAUUAUGCUGGAAAUGGUCCCUCAAGAUCGAUACCAUAAGACCUGCUCACUAUGCACCGAUUCAGGCCAUGCAAACCUGGGAGCGUGUAUGCAGUGCAAUAAGUCAGGGUGUAAACAGUACUUCCACGUAACAUGCGCACAGGCUGCAGGCCUUCUGUGCGAAGAAGCAGGAAAUUAUAUGGACAAUGUGAAAUACUGCGGUUACUGUCAACAUCAUUAUCAGAAGUUGAAAAAAGACAGUAACAUAAAAACGAUUCCGGCUUUCAAACCUCCAUCGUCUUCAUCGAUCCUCUCGGAGGACGACAGCGAUGCCCCACCACCAACGACGACUACAACAGGUCGAGGGCGUCGCGCGACCGGGGGCGGCACCGGUGGAGGCCGUGCCAAACGGCCGCCGAUAUACACCUCUGAUUCGGAGGGUGACGACAGUGCCCCAACACCUCCGUCUCAGUUACAUACGACGACGUCAACGAAGGCCGAAGGCAAAUCGCCUCCGAAGCGGGCGGCAAAGGAGCGCCAGCAGCAACAGCAUCCCGUCGUUCCGUCAGGUAGCGGCUCUGUUGCUGCCGCUGCUGCAGCUGCUUCAACAGUGUCGGCGAGCACAGUCUACGAUGAUCCCGAAUUCGAUGAUGACUCAUGCGAACUAUCGAAGGUUAAGUUCGAGAGUAAAAGCAGAGAUGAAUUCAAAUCAACGGCCAAGUCAAAACGUUCGUCGGAAAAGAAUCCUCCCGCGAACUUCAUGUCAAUGUACGACUCACUGACGAAGAAUACCGCCCAGAAAAAGUCACAAAGUGGAGGUGGCUCGAAGCGGACAUCGAAAGAAGCCAACAAGGACAGCAAUAAAGCCGACAAGGAUAGUGCUAGUGGAAUCGAUAAGGACCGAACGAAUCAACAGGUUCCGCCUUCUAAGCGGCCGAAGACACCGAGCACUGGCAGCGGCGCCAGUAACCAGUCGAACCACAAUCACAGCAGUAGUAGCAGUAUCAACAAUGCUACGAGUAGUAGUAGUAGUAGUAGUAGUAAUAAUAAUAAUAAUAAUAACAACCAGGCGAACAUCAACCAGGCAAGCAGCCCCGCCAAUAGCAAACCUCACAACGCCCUUACUAGCAGCAGCAGCAACAACAUUGCUACCUCAUUAAAUGUCGGCUCAGGGGGCAAUAGCCACAAUAACAAUAAUAGUAAUAAUACUUGUGGCAGCGGAAGUAGUAGCAGUCUAACGAAUAAUGCUAGCAGCAGUAGUAAAAGCAGCAAAUCGGCAAGUACCGCAACAUCACCAAUCGGGCAGCUACACUCAAGCGACCAUCGAAGUUCAGCUGGGGUCGGAGCUACGAUGAAUGGUAGUGCAGCAGCUGAGUGCAAACCUUCAUCGCUUAUGGGUAGUGGGGCUGGCACGACGCUAGCGGGUAGCUGUUCCGGUUCUGGAUCAGGGGGUAGCGGAAAUAGUUCUGUUGCUGCCGCAGGAUCAGCAGAGAGCUCAGUUCCUAGUACACCAUUAAUAGGGCCACAACGACCGCAGCGACCGCAGCUACCUCAGGCUCCGCCUCCGACAAACUUCCCCACGACGUUGGAGCAGCUGUUGGAGAGGCAAUGGGAUCAGGGAAGCUCGUUCCUGAUGAAACAGGCGCAACAUUUCGAUAUUGCCGCCCUUCUCUCGUGUUUACAUCAACUAAAAAGUGAAAACCACCAGCUAGAGGAUAAGAUACUCGCGUUGACAGCACGCAAAGAUCAUCUGCUAGCAGUGAACGCACGCCUGGGAGUGCCGCUAGCUAUGUUGAAUAACUCGUCAGCUACGCAAACCACGGCAUCGUCGUCACUCGUCGGUGGUAGCGGUGGGGUAUCGGCCUCACCGAGCGUGUCAGUCGGUGGAAUGUCCGUAGCUUGCGUCGCAGUGCCUGGCGUCAAUGGUGCACUCAGCGCGUCGAUCCAACCCAUGCCCGUCGUAUCAGGAGUGCCUUUGGCGGUUGUUGCGGGUGGAGCAGUCGCGGCUAUGGAUAGUCGGGUAACACCUUCACAAACCGCCGAAAAUGGCAGUGCGUCAGCGGCCGAAAAAGAGCGUUCAUUAGGUGGAACCGCUAGCAGUGUUGGGUUGACUGGGUAUCCCAGUAGCGUAUCUGUACACGGUGCUACUGCAGCCGCGAUCCAGCAACAUCAGCAGCAGCAGCAGCAGCAACAGCAUUCAACACCACCUCUGUCGCAGCACCAUGGAGCUGCAGGGUAUGCGGGAGGUAUUAGUGAGAGCGCCGCAGCGGCAAUGGCCGCCAACGGACGUUUGCCCCUGCCUAGCUAUAACUAUGCAGCUGCAGCCGCUUCACAACAACAACAACAGCAACAGAACAAUAACAAGGGCAAGAGGUGAUCACCGGAAUGGGCCAACGACGACAAUAGUAAAGCUGGUAAUAACGAUAGUGCUAAAAACGAAACCAGCAGUAGUCGCUGCGGAUAACAAGGACACAUGCAAGAUUCUCAUUAACAGCAGUAGCUCCAUUCUCAAGAAGGACAGGCGUAAGAUGGACGCUGCGAUAUAGACUGAUAGGAUGAAAUUUCUGGAUUUUGUUCGAACAACACGAGUUAUCAUAAUUACAUUAAAUAGCGAAGAGUAUCAUAUAAGAGUGUCUAAAACGACAGAUAAACGAAGACUGAAACAAAGAGAGCUUACGUGCAAGAGAAAUGCAUCAAACUAACGAGCGCUCAGAGGUAUGCGUAGCCUUUGAGCUCCAACCUGGUAAAGUGGUAGUUCUUGUGAAGAGGGUGAAAAGUGGUAACAGUCACCUGGGUGGCGUGUCAGCCGCGUGUGGCUGUAGGUGGCUUGGCGAAUUUCCGUGUAUUGAUAAUGAAUCUGACUGAUGUCGAUGUGUUUCGUGUGUGUGAAUGAACGUUUAUUAGUGCGUGCACGUGUAAUUGCAGAUAAAAUUUUUCUGCUUUCUUAUAAUGCUUAAAUUUAAAAAAUCACUUAACUUAAAGAGAUCCUCCUUCAAUUGAGAAUAGAUCACGGAACUCUAUACUGCGUCAAGUAACUCAGGCAUUCGAAAAAGUCUAUAUAUGGUUAGAAUAACAUUAGUUAAAGAUUCCAUUAUUGGUAGGCUGCCAUAUAAAUGCUGCUUGACAUCGUUUUCACCUAGCUACCAAAACCAACUUCACGGGAGCUACAAACCACUUGAAAAAGAUAUCGUACGCUCUCUAUGCAUCGAUUUCUACAAUCAGUUCGAUUAUUGUAAGCAGGGAACUGUUGCGCUCAAUAGAGAAGGUCGGCGCAUAGCUGCAGUAAAUGUUACUUCCUGUGGUCAAAGCGCAAAAACUAUCGUAUUCUUCCAGAAUGCCUUUGGCAAUUUUGGCGAUUCAGGCAAGCCAGCGCCGCUCUUAUGCAUGCGGGUAACAUAUUCCAUUGUUUUAGGCAGAGGUCCAUUUCAAGCAUUUACAGAACAUGACUAAGAUCAGAUUUCUAUCGAUUCAGCAAAGCACGAGAGUUGGCGUAAUAUGUGGCGAUAUCAAAAUAAAAGCGAGAACCAGAACGAAGGCUUAAUGAAACUCCUCAAAACGUUUUUCAUUCGGACGGAGGUACCGAUUUCUUACGGUCCACCAAAGGCACCUAUUCAUUAGAAGGGUGUUUUCUAGCCUGAGAAUAAACCUGCAAUGAAAAUAGAUAUUGUCGCUAGCAAGACCGCUGUUGAUAGCAAACAUUUCAGGGACACAUAUGAUACGAUCGUUUCCUAAUGCAGUUUGACGCAAUGAAAGACUGAGAGAGAAAAAUGGAUAGUAAUCGCAGAAAUGAGUUAAAAUUAUAGUCCGAUACCAGCGGCUACAAUGGUUGUAGGUGAAAAGCACGAAACAGUAGAUUCACCGUGAAGAAAAUAGGAACUCUCAAGUAAAAGGGUGUAAACUAGCUGUAAAAUGAAAAAGUACGAGAUGAAGGCAUCGGUAUGCAAACGGUUUCAUAUUGAUGAUAACUGCUACACAGCAAAAAUUCAAGAUGUAGUGAAGAAAAUGCAAGAGAUAGAAAAGAAACGCAAAGAGAUAAUGGUACGCGCUAGGUAGUGGAAGAUAAUUACUCCGAUAAAAUGGGAAGCGGAUAACCAUUAAGACAUAACGUUAAACGAGAAAAAUAGGAUAAUGGUGCGUCACCGCUGAAAGAUUGUACAGCAGAUUAGAUUAAUAGAAGUAGCCGACUCUAGUAAAAAGUAGUUGUGUGGUAUAUAGUGAAGAGGGUUGAUGCCGAGCCAGCUGAGUAACCGAUAAUUUUCUGCCCUUGGACUGAUAUAUAUAUAUAUAUAUAUAGGAUAAAAUCAGCACGUUUUUUUGCCCCGUGCGGAAAGUGUUUAUUGUAUUAACCGUCUAUCAACGUCUGCUUUGAGACCACUACGUGUUGUCACAUUACGAUAAAAGACGAUUUAGAGACACAUCAGAGUAGAAAAAUUAAAGAGAGAAUAACCAGUGGAGUGAAAGCUCAUGAUAAGGCCUGUUGUAGUAAGUUUCGCGUGAUUUCGAGCACGCUGUGACGAUGCAGUGUUCCAUAUUGUCGGUAAAUAAUUACUGUUCUGCUAUUUAAGUAUGCGUGUGUAUAAAUAUUCGUGAUUUGUAGAGAUUAGAUGAGAAAAUUGGUUGGAUGGAAAUUCGUUGCGGAAAACCACCGCGUACUGUGUAGAUUAGGGGGCAAGGGACGAAAACAGUCCCGAUGGCAUGUUGAACUGUUGCAUACAUUAAGUACCGCAUUAAUCAUAUACUGGACACUACGGGAAAUCGAGAAAUAUCGGAACAAAUACAGGUGUCCGCUCAAACUGUUGUCACCAAAAAGAACAAAAUAUGCAAACACGAGAUAACCCGUGAAACGAUUUUUCUUUCAUCCUUUUUUAUGUCUAGUCCCUCUGUAUAGUAGAGGCAAUUAAAUGUGAAGAAAAUGCUCUUAUAUAGCAACGCAGUCAACAUUAUAGCACUAGUGAGUUAGGUGAAAACUAUCUCCUCAUUUGAAACUGACUUUAUUACCCAGUUGCUGGACCUACAAAACACUCUUCAUUACAGAAGGAACAUUUGGUCGAACUUUAUCUUAACGAUACAGAAAUGUUUAUUUGAUGGUAUUACAAACGAAAUGAAGCUUGAUUUUACCAUCAUUAGAAAAGAUUUCUUUCUCGCUCACAUCAGAUCGCGCAGUCAAUCUAGACAAGUUGAGAAUGGAGAAGCAAAGCUCAGUUUGUCUUCGAUUGAAUUAUGUAAAAAUCGUCUUUCGUUGGUAUAUUACAAACGUUG
Varroa destructor (honeybee mite) is the source of this 6579-nucleotide messenger RNA. It is a transcript of the gene Alh, whose product is annotated as coiled coil domain containing protein Alhambra. NCBI's taxonomy places the organism in Eukaryota, Metazoa, Arthropoda, Arachnida, Mesostigmata, Varroidae. The record is from RefSeq and is a predicted model, not a curated record. Gene Ontology annotation, cellular component: nucleus. Gene Ontology annotation, molecular function: histone binding; nucleosome binding. Gene Ontology annotation, biological process: regulation of transcription by RNA polymerase II.